AAUACCUGUUUUGACGGGGUUUUUAAACCCAGUAAUCCUCACAGCGCAGUGCUGCCAGAAAACCCACACUGUGAAAUCAUGGGUUAUAUAUCUCUGCACUACUGCUGCCCAUAGCAAAGACUGCUGCUAGGCCUUAAUGCACUGCAAACCAGUAACAUUCACAUGGUUUCAGUACUGCAUGCAAGCAAAUACAUUUAGUAGGGGGGAUGCAUCAGCAGCAAGCACGUCACUAAGACACUGGAGCAAUUCCAUGUGCAGCCAACACCAGCCUAGCAGGCCCAGCACUGAGCUAGAGCUAAUAAACCCCAUUAAACCCAAGCUGUGACUGCAUCUGUGGCACAAUUCAUCUGUGACAUGAACAAUCUGCCUGCAGAUAGCUGUGAGCUGACUAUAUGUACAGAUUUAACAUCUCGCAGUAAUUAGUACUUACAGCUAGCUCAAAAAAAAAAAAAAAAAAAAAAAAUCAGAAAUAUUUGGCAACAAAUAACAAAUUCAUGACAACUCACAAGUGUGAAGUUCAUGCGUCAAUAAUUUUGAGGCACAUAGCAAAGCCGUGGUAUUGUACAUGUGCGUUUUGAUUUUGUAAUUUAAUUCUGAUCUCCCUAUUAUUAUAAUCUGUUGUGAUAGACAGUUAACAUAAAUUAUGUUACCAUAGCACACUGAAGUCUCAUUCAUAGACUGUUGCUCCGAGUUACAGAAAAAUAAAGAACAAAAGGUAACACUAUAAUGUGUAACACUUAAUGUGUAACACUAUAAUGUGUUAACAGAGAACUAUGAGGCACAAGAGGAUGCAGUAUGAGAAGCUAUCCAAAUGGUCAAAAUGUCAGGAGAUCUUUGCAUGAGAGUUGCUUAGGUACUGUCAGUUUUCAUAGCCGUCAGCAAAACAGUCCAUGAGGGAGAAAACAUGAUGAUAGUGAGAGUGAUUUAUUUGGUGAUAAUGGCUAAGUUUGUGUCAUUGAUUAUAGGGAACUCAUACCAAGCAUGAAGAACAGCACUGGAGAAAGCAAAAUGUAUUCAAAAAAGAUAGUAGGUGAAUAUAAGAGUGCUGGUGCAAGAUUGGCGCAAAGAAGAAAAACGAGACUGGAAGGAAAAGUGUGAAAAGCCUUCAAAAAGAAAAGAAGUAGCUAAGUUUUCAUGUAAGGGCAGAGAGGAUCACUGUGAAGAGAUGAGCUGUGUUUGGCUCCCCAAAAUGAUACAUUUAGGGAUCUCUUUGUGAGGACGCUUACCCUCACAAUGCUCUUCUGUCUUUUGUUUAUAUAUUAAUUACAAUGUAUAUCCAUAUCAUCUGUGUUCUCCCUACUGAAGUCAUUUCAGUCCAAGAGCAGUUGUGUUAGGGUGUGUGAAGUUCUGCUUCUCCUUUUGCUCUGUGGUCUGCAGUCUACGUGGGGCAGCUUCAGAAGUCUUUUCUAAUUUCCAGUUUUAGGGAGGGUAAAAGAUCGGAUUGGGGAGCACACUUGCUCACUUGCUGCCUAUGGCAAAAGACAAAGCAUUACAAUUUCUACUCUCUACUAUUCUGAGAAGGGUGUCACAUUUUAGGGAAGAAAAAAAAAAAAAGAAAGAAAGAAAGAAAAAAAAAAGAAAAAGAAAUUCAGCCUCCUGUAAUCUUCCUGACCUGCUGCAGAACCCCAGGUGUUAGGCAUGGUAAGUGGGCAUGGUGGGGAUAGGUUGGGGUUGGACAAUCCUGGAAUCUUUUCCAACCUCAAUAAUUCUAUGAUUCUAUGAUUCUAAUGUAGAAGGCAGCCAGUUAAUAGAGGUUUAUUCGUGUGCUUGAUUGACAUUCAUACUUACUGCCUUUUUGAGGCUGUCUCAAGGUUUUUCUGAAAUCUCACUUGCCGUACAGCUACGAGCACUGGCAAUGUUUCAGCUGUGUUAGUUGUCGGGCAGAAUGCACAUCCCCUUUGUAGGAGCUCAGUUGACUAAGUUAGAGCUUAGCUGUCUGAGGUCAGCUGCCCUGCCAAUAAGAACUGUUGUGAAGAAAGCAAGAAGCAAGGGCCUCCAUCUCCUUUCUCUUGUAGAUUUCUGCAGAGUCUAGAACCAGGAUGAAAAUUCUUCCCUCACUUAGGGCUUGUUGGGACUGCUGUGUCACUUCUGCUAUUCUUGGCUGCUAGGCUGGCUCAUGAGGCCAGAGAAGCUAAGCAUACAGAUGGUCAACAUGCAUAUGUUAUAAUUACUGUGCUUAUUGCUAGGCUACAAGGUCUAUACAUUAACUAAAAUCCUGUUCAGCUACACUCAGUAUGCAUUAUGCAUAAACAGGAUACAGACUUAUGGACGUCUAAAUAUAAGACAGGAGAUGACAGAGAGACAAAGUGGUGAAGCACCACUUCAGUCAGAGUCAUAGCCAGUGGUCUCAGUACACCAGCAAGCUUACUGUUAUCAAAUCUCAUCACAAGAGGUAGUCUUUAUGGAAUGUUUAAAGAAGAAAUCUGAUAUACUUUUGUGGAUACUUAAAAGACACUGGAUAACAAAAGUGAAGGAAAAAAUAAAAUAUAAAAUAAAAUAUAAAGUAAAAUGACAGUGGGAAAUAUUGAGAUUAUUUUCUGAAAAUUCAUCAAGUGGCUAUAAAACAUUUAUAUAUUCAGCUGAUAUUCAUCUACUCAGGAGCCUGCUACUGGGCACUAAAAUAGAUGACAAUGUGUGAAAACUACAGGCUGGAAAGCUUGCAGUUAAUGCAAGACAUUUGCAAAGACCAAAGAAAAUAAUGUUCCAAGAGUUAGGAUGAAAGAGGAGUGGUAUGAAUGGAUAGGAAGGACUACAAAAGAGAGAUUUUGUAUCCUGAAGACUUAAAAGUUGGACUUGGUGACCUAUAUGAUAAUUUUAGCUGAAUCCGUAUCAGUUACAAAAAAAAAAAAAAAUCAUCUUCUUACCUGUUUUUUUACUGAGUAGAUGGCUGAUAAAUUUAAACAUCCUUUUCUAUUUCUGACUUUAAAAACCUAACAUCUACUUGAUUAUUCCAAAAUUAUGUGGCCUACGAAGAGUAAGCAUCAAACAAAUGAUUAACAUCAUCAGAUGUGAUGGAAUAACUAAAAACCAGAAGAGAUCUGUGAAAGAAGCUAAUUGCCUGAUUCAGCUGCCUCCAAAAGAUAUACAGAAAACAAUAUGCAAGAGUGCUAAGAUUCUGAUGACAAUUGAUCAAGAAAAAGAAUGGAAGUAAAUCUAUUCAGCAAUUCUACUGUUAUAAAUAGUUCAUCCAUCAACCAUAAACAGUUAGAAGGGCACAGCCUCUGGGAAGUUAUUACUAUUGCCACUGUAACUGCAAUUGUAAGCUUAAUAACCAUAGUGGGAAAUGUUCUUGUAAUGAUAUCCUUCAAGGUUAACAGUCAGCUCAAAACUGUUAACAACUAUUACUUGCUCAGUCUUGCCUGUGCAGACCUCAUCAUUGGAAUAUUUUCUAUGAACCUCUAUACCUCUUAUAUACUCAUAGGCCAUUGGUCUCUUGGAAGCCUGGCGUGUGACCUGUGGCUAGCGCUGGAUUACGUAGCUAGCAAUGCUUCAGUCAUGAACCUCCUAGUCAUCAGCUUUGACAGAUAUUUUUCCAUCACAAGGCCUUUGACAUACAGAGCUAAACGCACACCCAAAAGAGCUGGCAUCAUGAUCGGCCUGGCUUGGCUAAUCUCCUUCAUUCUAUGGGCACCUGUAAUAUUAUGCUGGCAGUAUUUUGUGGGUGAACGAACAGUACCCCCUGAGGAAUGCCAGAUACAGUUUUUAUACGAGCCCAUUAUCACUUUUGGUACUGCAAUUGCUGCUUUUUACAUUCCAGUGUCAGUGAUGACCAUUUUAUAUUGCCGCAUCUACAAAGAGACUGAGAAACGUACCAAGGACCUCGCUGAACUUCAGGGUUCUGAGUCUGUGGCUGAAUUUGAGACGAUAAAGCCUCGAAAAGCUUUCCUGAAGUCUUGCUUCAGUUGCAAGCAACAAAACUUAGUCAAAAGGGAGAGAUGUCAGGCUUCCUGGUCUUCAUCCAGUCGAAGUACAUCAGCUACAGUGAAGGCAUCCCAGGCAGUGAGCACGUGCACUGAGUGGGCUAAGGUUGACCAACUGACCACCUGCAGCAGCUAUGCAUCUUCAGAAGAAGAGGACAAACUUGCCACUGAUCCUGUUUUCCAAGUUGCAUACAGGAGUCCAUCUAAAGGUAAGGAAGAAGAAUUUAAUGAAAGGGAAAGUAAGGAUAUUGUUGUCAAAGACCAACCUGAAGAAAACGAUUUUGAGACCCAGCAAUACUUUUUGUCACCUGCCAUCAGCCAACAAAGUAAAAAAUGUGUGGCCUACAAAUUCCGCUUGGUGGUGAAGGCUGAUGGCACUCAGGAAGCCAACAAUGGUUGCCGUAAGGUAAAAAUAACUCCUUGUUCUGCUGCUGUGUCGAAGGAUCCUUCCAUCAAAAGCAUGGAUCCAAAUAUAAAUAACCAAAUCACCAAAAGGAAAAGGAUGGUUCUUAUAAAAGAACGUAAAGCAGCACAGACUUUGAGUGCCAUUCUUUUGGCUUUUAUCAUCACAUGGACUCCCUACAAUAUAAUGGUUUUGAUCUCCACAUUCUGCUCGGACUGCAUUCCUCUGACAUUGUGGCACCUUGGAUACUGGCUAUGCUAUGUGAACAGCACUGUUAAUCCCAUGUGUUAUGCUCUCUGUAACAAAACUUUCAGGAAAACUUUUAAGAUGCUACUUUUCUGCCAGUGGAAAAAGAAAAAAGUGGAAGAGAAAUUGUACUGGCAGGCCAAUACUCGAAUGCCAUAACAACUCCUAUAUAAGAGAUAAAUGGAAAAAUAGAUAUUAACAUAGUCUAGUAAAGGACUUUUGAUUCCGUAUUUUCAAAGCUGUUGUUUUAUAUGUCUAUGUGUUAAAAAAAAUAGUCAGCAAAAAGUGAUAUUUUGCAUGAAAGUAGUGUAUUCGGGAUAAAGAAGUCAGUGGUUGCUGGCAGAGUGUUCAUGAUUACGCAGUAGAUCUGCAUUAAAAUUGCUGUGUUUGGGUUCUUUUGUCCUUUCUUUCAGCCUGAGAAAUUGUAGUGUGUCUUAUAAACUUCUAGAAAUUAGCACAUGAUUAUCAUCCAGUCAUCAGGGCAGGUUAUCCAGCCUGUCUCCUCUUAGUGCAGAACUGUUUCUUCCUAUAGUUCCUUUUCUCCUUUCUGCUGUAUUGUCUAUUUAUUUUUCAAUGGAACAAGCAAUGGAACACGUAUUACUUCUGUUUUGAGACUUUUCCACAUGCUAUGGAAUGAAAUAAGGACUAUUUAAAGAGGGAAAUACUGUUAUCAAUACUAGGGAGAUUAGGGAGUUAGGGAGAUUCUUACUAUUCCAAAAGAAUACACUUACUACAGGUGAAUGUAAUACUAAGAAAAUUUGCACUUUAAGAUGUCUUUUUUGGGGAGACAGAAGAAGGGCUCACAGGGAAGGAAUCAGAUAAUGUAUUUCAUAUAAGGAGGAUCCAGUCCACAUCUCACACAUCCUGCAGUUACAUCCCGCACAUCUCAGUUCCAUCCUGCAAGUCAGUGUUAUCUAAACAUGGUGAUAGUUAGCAAAUAUCUAUGAAUUUGUAUUUCUUUAUUUCCUAAUGCCUCAGAAGGAUACAUUUUAAAUGUAUGCAGUAGUGACAGUAGUACUGACCAGAACUGACUAUAAGGAUGGACACAGUUUGUCUAUUUUACAGUGUGUGGGAUAUAAGUCAAAUCCUUCUUGCAGUCUCUCUAUUGCACUCCCCCUUGCAAGUGCACAAAAAUGUGCAUCAAUGCCCUGCAAAUUCACCUACCUAUCACAAAAUUAUUGGAAGCCAUGGCAAAAUUGGUAUUUCUGAAAGAAGAAAUAUU
Messenger RNA from Centrocercus urophasianus (Greater sage-grouse), 5791 nucleotides. It is a transcript of the gene CHRM5, whose product is annotated as cholinergic receptor muscarinic 5. The transcript is spliced from 2 exons. NCBI's taxonomy places the organism in Eukaryota, Metazoa, Chordata, Aves, Galliformes, Phasianidae. Gene Ontology annotation, molecular function: G protein-coupled serotonin receptor activity; G protein-coupled acetylcholine receptor activity. The record is from RefSeq and is a predicted model, not a curated record. The coding region runs from base 3142 to 4728 and encodes 528 amino acids. Gene Ontology annotation, biological process: G protein-coupled receptor signaling pathway, coupled to cyclic nucleotide second messenger; gastric acid secretion; chemical synaptic transmission. Gene Ontology annotation, cellular component: dendrite; plasma membrane; synapse.